UAGUCUCGCUCAAUCAGACGUUCGCAAUAAACCAAUCAGAAUGCUAAUGGUGGAAGUGCUGUGAGAAGUGACCGGUUUCAGUGUUAUUAAAUUGAGAAGUUCAAAAUGAAGACGUCAAGUGCGCCCUUUGGGGCAGGCUGGUUGUUGCGUAUGUCUCCCCAAAAACAGGAUACUUUGUUGAAGUUGAUGAUUCUGACAAUAGCUGCUAUUUUAGCCUUUUCCACCAGACUGUUUUCAGUACUCCAGUUCGAAAGUGUUAUUCAUGAAUUUGAUCCUUACUUCAACUACCGAACAACACUCUUUCUUGCGGAAAAAGGAUUUUACAAUUUUCAUAAUUGGUUUGAUGACCGAGCUUGGUAUCCUUUAGGUCGUAUUAUUGGUGGUACUAUUUACCCAGGUUUAAUGGUAACAUCAGCAGCAAUUUAUAACGUUUUAAACUUUAUAAAUAUUACAAUUAAUGUUAGAAAUGUUUGUGUGUUCCUGGCACCACUGUUUGCUAGCUUUACAACAGUUGUUACAUAUUUGUUCACCAAGGAACUUAAAGAUGCUGGAGCAGGUUUAGUAGCAGCCUCUAUGUUAGCUAUUGUACCAGGUUAUAUCUCCCGUUCUGUAGCUGGUUCCUAUGACAACGAAGGAAUUGCUAUCUUCUGUAUGUUGUUGACCUAUACACUGUGGGUAAAAGCCGCCAAGACAGGAUCUCUAUUCUGGUCUGUUCUCUGUGCUUUAGCUUAUUUUUACAUGGUAUCAUCAUGGGGAGGAUAUGUUUUUCUCAUCAACUUGAUUCCACUCCAUGUUCUUAUUCUCAUGUUUACUGGACGAUUCUCUCACAGAAUCUAUGUUGCCUACUCAUCAGUAUAUUGUAUUGGAACCAUAUUGUCGAUGCAGAUAGCUUUUGUUGGAUUCCAACCAGUUCAAUCUAGUGAACACAUGGCUGCUUUGGGUGUAUUUGGAUUGUGCCAGAUUCAUGCUUUUGUUGAUUAUUUAAGAAGUAAGCUGUCUGUUGAACAGUUUAACUUGUUGUUUAAGAGUUUAGUUUUGAUCUCUGGUUCUGUUAUGUUUGGUGCUGCUGCAGUUGCUACAGCUGCUGGAAAAAUUUCUCCAUGGACUGGUCGAUUUUACUCCCUGUUGGAUCCAUCUUAUGCGAAGAAUAACAUUCCUAUUAUUGCUUCUGUAUCUGAACAUCAGCCUACAGCCUGGAGUUCCUUCUAUUUUGAUCUGCAGUUAUUAGUCUUCAUGUUUCCUGUUGGUCUCUAUUACUGUUUCUCUAAAUUAACUGAUGCUAAUAUAUUUAUUAUUAUUUAUGGUGUUACCAGUAUCUAUUUCUCAGGUGUCAUGGUGCGUUUAAUGUUGGUGUUAGCACCUGUUAUGUGUAUAUUAUCUGGUAUUGGAGUAUCGUCUGUCUUAAAUACGUACAUGAAGAAUCUGGAUGUAUCAACAAAGAAAGAUAAAAAACAGAAAAAAUCGGACAAUACUUACCCCUUGAAAAAUGAGAUUGCGACCGGCGUUAUUAUGAUCAUGACAUCGUUUUUGAUAAUGUAUACGUUCCACUGUACGUGGGUAACAUCAGAAGCUUACAGCAGUCCGUCUAUUGUUUUAACAGCUAGAGGUGGAGAUAAUGGCAAAAUUAUAUUUGAUGAUUUCCGUGAAGCUUAUUACUGGUUGAGACAAAAUACACAUUAUAAUGCUAAAAUUAUGUCUUGGUGGGAUUAUGGAUAUCAGAUAACUGCUAUAGCUAAUCGGACAGUGUUAGUUGAUAAUAAUACUUGGAAUAAUACACAUAUAUCUCGAGUUGGACAGGCUAUGGCAUCAACAGAAGAUAAAGCCUAUGAAAUAAUGAGAGAAUUAGAUGUGGAUUAUGUUUUAGUUAUAUUUGGUGGAUUAACAGGAUAUUCAUCAGAUGAUAUAAAUAAAUUUUUAUGGAUGGUACGUAUUGGUGGUAGUACAGAUCGAGGUAGCCAUAUUAAAGAAGCUGAUUAUUAUACACCUCAAGGUGAAUUCCGUGUAGAUAAAGAUGGUUCACCUAUAUUACUCAACUGUCUAAUGUAUAAGAUGUGCUAUUAUAGAUUUGGUUCAGUUUAUACGGAAGGAGGUAAACCAACUGGAUAUGACAGAGUAAGAAAUACAGAAAUCGGAAAUAAAGAUUUCGAACUUGAAGUUUUGGAAGAAGCAUACACAACAGAACAUUGGUUGGUUCGAAUUUACAAAGUCAAAAAUUUAGAAAAUCGUGGAAUUUAAAAUUUCAUUUUGAAACAUUCAUUUGUAGAAUUGUUAUAUUUUCAUUGCACAUCUUUUAAUGUCAAUCUAUUAAAAUACUUAUAAUAAAGUAAGUCUCUUUUUUUUUAAAUAUU
This is a messenger RNA of Patella vulgata (common limpet), 2348 nucleotides long. Its product is annotated as dolichyl-diphosphooligosaccharide--protein glycosyltransferase subunit STT3A. The record is from RefSeq and is a predicted model, not a curated record. Gene Ontology annotation, molecular function: dolichyl-diphosphooligosaccharide-protein glycotransferase activity. NCBI's taxonomy places the organism in Eukaryota, Metazoa, Mollusca, Gastropoda, Patellidae. Bases 106 to 2235 code for a protein of 709 amino acids. Gene Ontology annotation, biological process: post-translational protein modification. The transcript is spliced from 16 exons. Gene Ontology annotation, cellular component: membrane.